AUGCACCUCCGUGACCUCAUUUUCUGUCUUGCCUUCAUUAGCACAAGCCUCUCCUUUAAAGUUCUCGUAUUCAAUCCAGCCUAUGGAGCGAGUCACGCCAAUUUUCUCGGGAAAAUUUCCGACAUUCUCAUUGAUGAGGGACAUGAAGUGGUAAGAUGGAAAUGAAUGAAAAGAUCUACAGAUGAACAGAUUAUUUAGACAAUGUUGAUACCGGUAUACUUGGAAAGUAAAAAGGAUAUUGUUGGAUCGAAAAAAGUUCAAAAAAUUGUCAGAAUUGGACAAGAUGCAAGAGCGGGCGACAUGUUCAGAGAAGGAGGCGUUGAGAGCAUUGUGAGGAAGAAGGUGUGGACAAUGGAUCCUGAGAUGAUGUCGUUAGUGAGGGUACUGUGUAGAUUUGCGCUGUUCAUCUGGGUCAACUCUCGUUUUCAGAUGAUUGACAAAAUGAACACAGCUAUUGGACAUCAAUGCGAAUGUACGGAGUUGAGAAUAAUCCACGUUGCCUCUAAGUUUGCUUUCAGAUAUCUUCCAACAAACUGACGUGCUAGACCUCUUGAGAAGUGAACAAUUUGACCUCGGAAUCACUGAAUCCCUCUUUUCGUGUGGCUUCGGUAAGCCGGUAAACUGAAACCCACUCCGUUCUGACCUGAUUUGUUACAGCUGUCUUUGACCACGUGCGCGUGAAAACCGUCAUAAACGCCGAGUCGAAUCUUUUCAAAGACGCAGUGAAGUAUGCUCACGGAGAGCCAGCUGCGAUCAGCCAUUACCCGGGACUUUUCUCGCCAAACGACGACCGAAUGUCUUUUUUUGCUCGCGUCAAAAACAUGAUCACAAUGACGUUCACUAACUAUCUGUUUGGCUCGCGGUACAACAGGGAGUUGGAGAUGAUCCGGCCCUACUACAAUGGGACCAAAAGUUGGAGUGAGCACCUGAGCGGAGUCGCCUUCAACUUCAUAAACUCCAAUCAAUAUCUCGACUACGCGAGUCCAACUCUGCCGAAGACAGUGUUUGUGGGUGGAAUGCAAGUGAAAACGAAGAAGCAUGGAGUUCAGCUGGAGGAGGAGUGGGAUCAUCUUUUGAGUGUUCGAAAGAGCAAUGUGCUCAUCUCAUUCGGCUCUAACGCUUAUUCUUCUGAUAUGCCACGUGAAUACAAGUAAGUCAUUGAAAGAUUUUCAGGAACACCUUGAAGAGAAUUAUUGCAGAACAGCGUUUCUAGAGGUGUUUGCAUCAAUGCCGAACACCACUUUUAUCUGGAAGUACGAAGAAGCGAAAUCCACAAUAGCCGAGCAUCUGCCCAAUGUGAAACUGACCACGUGGAUGCCUCAAAAUGAAUUGCUCGGUGAGUCACAAAAAGAUUAACUUGAUGUAUGAUGCGUUCUUCAUCAGCUGAUGGCCGUCUAACACUAUUUCUCACUCAUGGAGGGCUCGGCAGCACAAUGGAACUUGCUUAUCAAGGCAAACCGGCAGUGAUAGUGAGCACACAAAAAACGAUCGAUGAAAAAGAAGAGUCGGUUUAGAUUCCACUGAUGGCAGAUCAGCCCAGAAAUGCUCACAUGCUCACAAGGCACGGCGGAGCUGUUCAACUUCACAAAACACAAUUGCGCGACUCGGCAAAGAUCAGAGAAGCUAUAGAGACUGUGCUCGGAGACAGUCAAUAUGCGGAAAGUGCAAGGAGGCUUGCCAGAAUUCUGGAAGAACAGCCCUUUUCCCCGAGAGAUGUCGUUCUGAAGUACUGCAAAUUUGCCGUCGAUCACGGAGCUCUGGAGACGUUGAGCUCAGAGGGAAGACAUUUGAACACAUUCCAAUUCUACUCUUUCGAUGUCGCACUUGUCGCUGUUGUUUUAAUCAUGACGAUAGUUAUAGUUGUUGUUGUAGUUCUCCGAAAAGUAUUCAAACUGAUGUGCAAUCUAAUCAUGCAAAAACGGAAACUGGUCUAAAUCAUAAAUUUCCUGCGCUUCAGAAAACUCUUCAUAAACCAUAAACCCGAUUCCAAAAACCAAGCUCUUAUCGUACAAGUCAUGCUUCGCAAGUACCCCGUAUAAAGGUGAUAAUCAGUCGGUUCUCACUGUCACUGUCACUGUCUCCAUUGCAAAAUGAAGUUAACCAUUCAGAUUCUAUUGAUUCUCGCCGCGGAACUGUGUAGCAGCUACAAAGUUCUCGUAUUCAAUCCGGCUUUCGGUGCUAGUCAUUCCAACUUUCUCGGAAAGAUUUCCGAUAUUCUGAUCGAUGCCGGACAUGACGUCACGAUGUUCAUUCCGAUCUUUGUGGACGGAAAGAAGGAGCUGGUUGGAUCGAAAAAAGUGAAGAAGAUCAUCAGAUUGGAGCAAGAUCCGCGAGUUUAUCAAAUUCACAAAGAGGGGGCCACCGAAGACAUAAUGAGGAAAAAGAUUUGGAAAAUGGACUCUGACAUCACUUCUAUGCUUUCGGUUAGUUGAAUAUUCGGAUAGCACCUGAACAGUACUCAUUUUCAGUUUGUCGGAAACUUUAGCAAAUCCGCUGCUUAUCAAACAGAGUGUGAGCUCUCUUUUUGCUGUUUCAUUGUUUAAAAAGAACUUUUCCAGACUUGCUCCAACAAGACGAACUCAUUUCAAAAUUGAAAGCGGAAAAGUUUGACCUCGGAAUCACAGAGUCGCUUUUCAUUGGCGCUUUUGGUUAGUUCUGACGCACUCAGUAGAAAUGAAAUUCAGUCCGUUUUCAGUUUUCUUUGACGAAAUCGGAAUUCCAUCGGUUAUCAAUGCCGAGUCGACGCUGUACAUGAACGGAGUAAAAGACGCUCUGGGAGAACCAGCCGCCCUUGCCUACUAUCCAGGGCUGUUCUCACCCAUCGACGAUAAAAUGAACUUCUUUGGAAGAGUCAAGAAUUGGAUCGGGUACCUUUUCGGAAACUUUCUCACAUUGCUCAAAUCCAAUAUGGAAAUGGAGGCUCUUCCGGAAAGUUACAAAGGAUCCAGAGAUUGGAGAGAGCACAUUUCCAAGAUUGCAUUCAACUUCGUGAACUCAAAUCAGUACAUCGACUACGCGAGCCCGUCCCUUCCGAAGACCGUCUUUGUGGGCGGAAUGCAGGUGAACACGAAGAAAAACGGGAAUACGAAGCUCUCGAAGGAAUGGGAUGAUGUUCUCGGCCUGAGAAAGACCAAUGUCCUUGUUUCGUUUGGAUCGAAUGCCUACUCUUCUGAUAUGCCUGACGAAUUCAAAAACGCAUUUCUGGAAGUUUUUGCAUCAAUGCCCGACACUACUUUCAUCUGGAAAUAUGAAAUUGCCAAUGCCACUCUGGCUGAUCAUCUUCCAAACGUUAAACUGACUACAUGGAUGCCUCAAAACGAUAUUCUAGGUAGAUUUGUUGUAGUUUCAUUGCAGUUUGACAUACUUUCAGCCGAUGACCGUCUGUCACUCUUCGUCACUCACGGAGGACUUGGCAGUUCUGUAGAGCUUGCUUAUCAAGGAAAACCGGCGGUUGUGGUGAGUUCGAAAAACUCUUCGUCAAUCAAUUUCAGUUCUCUUACAGAUUCCUCUGAUGGCAGAUCAACCACGGAACGCUCACAUGCUCACCAGACACGGAGGGGCUCUCCAACUGGAUAAGACCCUUCUGGACCAACCGGAAGAGAUCAGAAAGGCCGUCAAAACAGUUCUAAACGAUGGGAACUAUAAGAAAAACGCUGAGAGACUCGCAAAGAUUCUGGACGAGCAGCCGUACAAACCAAAGGAUGUCGUGUUGAAACACUGCGACUUUGCCGUCAAAUUCGGGCCGCUGGAGACUUUGAAUUCGGAAGGACGUCAUCUGAACAUUUUCCAGUACUAUUCUCUCGAUAUUGCUUUUGCCGGACUAGCCGUCGUUUCUAUCAUUUUACUAGUUAUUUUCUUGAUUAUCCGGUUUGUUCUUAGAUUUUUCAAAAGACUGUUCUUCAGCUCAAAAAAGAAGGUCGAAUAGGAAUAGUUUAUUUAGGUCCAUUCUUUUUGAUAAGGGGGAUAAUGGUGCAAUGAAUUAUGUCUUGAUCAGUUUUUUUAUCUCUGGAAUCACGGUUUGUGCUAUUUGUGUCUUCCUUCACAAGUCAGAAGUGAUAAGAGACCCAUAUAUAGCUUCAAACUUCAACUAUCGUUUUCACAGUUCAAAAUGAAGAUUGCUCUCUUUUUGCUGCCGACACUUCUUCUCGAUCUCGUUGCUCCCUAUAAAGUUAUUGUCUUCAACCCCGCCUACGGAACCAGUCACUCAAACUUUCUCGGAAAACUAUCGGAUAUUCUCAUUGAUGCGGGCCAUAAUGUGGUGAGAUAUUAUCAGUUUGUCUGAAUCCAUCUUCCAUUCACAGACAAUGUUCAUUCCAAUAUUCGAAGCGAGAAAGGCACAUUUGGUUGGAUCGAAAAAGAUCAAAAACAUCAUCAGACUGCCACAGGAUCCCAGAAUCGCUGAACUUCACCAGAAAAGUGCCAGCGAAGAGAUUUUAAGGAAGCAGAUUUGGAGAAUGGAUGCCGAUAUCACUGCGUUGCUUUCGGUACAGUCAUUUUUAGUUGUUCAUGCUCUUCUUAUUGUAAUUGUGGAUUUUCAGUUUAUGAAAGCGUUCAGUGAAGCCAGCCGCUUCCAAUGUGAAAACAUUUUUCAACAAACGGAACUUUUGAAGCAACUAAAAGAAGAAGCGUUUGAUUUGGCCUUCAGUGAAUCAUUCUUCGCAUGUGCAUUUGGUAUGUAUCACGGAAAGAAAGAUAAACUCGCCUAUUUUCAGCGCUAUUCGACGAAAUCGGCGUUCGUUCGGUGAUCAACGCAGACUCUUUUUUGUUCACUGAAGAGAUGAAGAAUGCGCUCGGGGAGCCGGGCGCGGCCUCCUACUUCCCCGACACUUUCUCUCCGACCACCGACAAAAUGAGCUUUUUCCAAAGAGCGCAAAACCUCUUCACCAAACAGUUCAUUGCAUAUUUCGUUAAUAAAAAGAGCAAAAUGGAGUUGGAAAGUAUCGGACGCCUCUACAAAAACGGGAAAACUCUCAAGGAGCUUCUUUCGGGAGUUGCCUUCAAUUUUGUCAACUCAAAUCGCUUCAUUGACUUUGCGAGGCCGACCUUUCCGAAAACAGUGUUUAUUGGAGGAAUUCAAGUGGAUACGGAUAAAUCGAAAAAGUCGCUGCCUAAGGAAUGGGAUGAUGUUCUCGGCCUGAGAAAGAUCAAUGUCCUCAUUUCGUUUGGAUCGAUGUCCUACUCCUCUGACAUGCCUGACGAAUUCAAACAGGCAUUUCUGGAGGUGUUUGAAUCAAUGCCCGACACUACUUUCAUUUGGAAAUACGAAGAAGUGAAUGCAACUAUUGCUGAUCAUCUUCCCAACGUGAAAUUGACCACGUGGAUGCCGCAAGUAGAUAUUCUAGGUUUUAAUCUUCAUCUAGAAGUCAAUCAAUCAAUCAAUGAACGAUUUCCAGCUGACGACCGUCUGACUCUCUUCAUCACUCAUGGAGGUCUUGGAAGUUCUGUGGAGCUCGCUUAUCAGGGCAAGCCGGCAAUAGUGGUAUGUUUCGGUCAACACUCUCUCAAAUUUUGCUCUCUUUCAGAUUCCGCUGAUGGCUGAUCAACCGAGAAAUGCACAAAUGCUCACAAGACAUCAAGGAUCAAUUCUUCUAGACAAGACAUUGCUAAGCAGUCCGAAAGCAAUCAAAGAAGCCAUCGAAACCGUUCUGAACGAUCCGAGCUACAGGGAAAAUGCAGAAAAGCUUCGGAAGAUACUAAACGAACAGCCAUAUUCUCCUAAGGAAGUCGUCCUCAAACAUUGUGACUUUGCCGUCAAGUUCGGGACAUUGGAAACAUUGAAUUCGGAAGGACGCCACCUCAACACUUUUGUGUACUAUUCAUUUGACAUUUUUGCUGCUCUAGUAGGCGUUGCUUUGAUUUUCUUGUUUGUUGGCUUUCAGAUUGUUAAGUUGAUCACAAGGAUCGUUUGCAAACGGUUCAUUAGUUCAAAAAGCAAACUGGAAUAAACGUUUCUGUAAGAGCUCCAUGUGUGUUUCUUAUCAAACUUCCGACUGUCCAAAGUAUAGGUUUCUUAGAUCGUAGUCGGUGUGGCCAAGAUGAUACAACGGAAAAGUGCAAAGUGGUGUGACUUUCAUUUGUCACAAGUGAGAAAAGACAAAGUCAGCAGUGUACAAGUCCUCUUUUUUGUUUGUCUCUCGAGCACUUCGCUCCUUAUCGGUUCCAGUUCUGGUUCUCCCAGUUCUAUAAAAGUUCUCAACAACCUUUUUUAGUUUUCGAUGAAGUCGUUAUUUCUGCUGGCAGUACUUUUCGUCAACCUCACUGACACCUAUAAAGUACUCGUUUACAAUCCGGCUUUCGGUGCGAGUCACUCCAAUUUCCUCGGCAAAAUAUCGGACAUUCUUAUUGAUGCCGGCCAUGACGUGGUCAGUUCGUUGCGUACUCUUGCACUUUUUGUUUCUCCGUUGUUCAGACUAUGUUCAUUCCGAUUUGUAUGAAAUCGAAACGAGAUUUGGUGGGCUCGAAAAAAGUGAAAAAGAUUGUGAGAGUCGAACCGGAUCCACGUGUGCUUGAGAUGCAGAGAGAAUUGAAAACGGAAGAGUUGAUUAAGAAACAAAUUUGGAAACUAGAUGCUGAUAUCAUGAUUUUCUUUUCCGUACGUUUUGUUUCACAACUGUUUGUGGAAAAAGAGUUUUCAGAUGAUCAAAAACUUCAGCAUUUCUUCUGGUUAUCAGUGUGAAAGUGAGAUGGAACACCUUUCCUGCUCAACCUCAAGAUUUUAGGUAUCUUCCAACAGACUGCUAUUCUGGAGAAGUUCAGAAAUGAAAAGUUUGAUCUUGGAAUUACAGAAUCUCUAUUCCUCUGCGGAUUUCGUAAGCUAAGUUCUCGCACUUAUGAUUUCAAAAGACGUUCAGCGUUGUUCGACCACAUCGGAGUGAAGACUGUCAUCAACGCGGACUCGGUUCUGUAUAUGGACCUCGUGAAAUCAGCCAUCGGAGAGCCGGCCUCCACCAGUUUCUACCCGGGACUCUAUUCACAUUUCACCGACAAAAUGACAUUUUCCGAACGCAUCCGUAACCUCUUCGGAAUGUUCUUCUCCUGGUACUUCUCGUGGACUCGAUACGUCGGAGAAAUGGAAGCCAUAAAGCCGUACUAUAACAGUUCGAUGACGUGGCAAGACCAUAUAAACCGAGCGGCAUUCAAUUUCAUAAAUUCGAAUCAGUUCAUCGAUUACGCGAGUCCGAUACUUCCAAAGACAGUUUUUGUGGGCGGAAUGCAGGUUAAUACGAAGAAGAAUGGGAAGGUGGAAUUGGAAAAGGAUUGGGACGAGCUGCUGAGCAUUCGGAAGCAGAAUGUGCUCAUUUCAUUCGGAUCAAACGCAUUUUCCUCUGAUAUGCCUGAUGAAUUCAAGUAGGUUGUGUUCCGUGCUAAUUCCUACAAACUCUGUUUGUUUCAGGGCCGCGUUUUUGAAAGUUUUCGAAAAAAUGUCCGACGUCACCUUCAUCUGGAAGUAUGAAGAAGCAAAUGCCACUCUGGCUGAUCAUCUUUCCAAUGUGAAAUUGACUACGUGGAUGCCACAGAAUGACUUGCUCGGUUGGUAGCAUCAAAUAUGUAAAAGUAUAAUAUCUUCAAACUCUUUGCAGCUGAUGACCGUCUGACACUCUUCGUCACUCACGGAGGACUUGGCAGUUCAAUGGAACUCGCUUAUCAAGGAAAACCGGCGGUCGUGGUCAGUAAUAGUGUACAUAACCUGAUCGGAACUAAUCGCAGAUUCCUCUGAUGGCCGAUCAACCGAGGAAUGCGCUGAUGCUCGCCAAACACGGUGGUGCUCUUCAGCUGUCAAAGACAAACCUAGACAAACCGGAAGAGAUUGAGAAAGCAAUUCGGACAGUAAUCGAGAAUGAGAACUACAGAUUGAACGCGGAGAAACUGGCGGAAAUCUUGGCAAAUCAACCGUAUCAACCAAAAGAAGUUGUGCUGAAACACUGCAAUUUCGCGGUGAAGUUUGGAGAUUUGAAGACUUUGAACUCGGAAGGACGCAAUCUCAACACUUUCCAAUUCUAUUCCAUUGACAUUGCUCUCAGCGCUCUAGCUAUAAUACUUGUUGUUGUGACUGUGAUUUUACUGGUUGCCAAAUUUAUUUUAAGGAGGACAUACGGAUGGUUUUCCGGCGGUAAGAGUAAGAUUGAGUGAUGAAGAAAUAAAGUGAUUUGAUAUGAGCGAGAAGUGUGGAAAUGCACCGAGAAUCCGGAGCCAAAGAUCGGUUCGGAUAUUAUGGUGUUCCUUCGAAUGAUUGGCAAUUCCAGUACGGCCUGA
This is a messenger RNA of Caenorhabditis sp. 36 PRJEB53466, 8253 nucleotides long. Lineage: Eukaryota; Metazoa; Nematoda; Chromadorea; Rhabditida; Rhabditidae. The record is from the annotation of a GenBank genome assembly.